AUAGAGAUGGACCCUAAGGUUGAGAGCCUGCUGGACCCCGAGGAUCCCGCGGAGAGAUCCGUCGUGGAGGGGAACAUGGAUGUCUGUGGUGAAAUCCUAUCGAGAGCAAGCGCAGGGGCGUGGACGAUGUCCAUGAUGGAGGACCAUGUGAAGGAGGCUGAGGUUAGUGCCGAGGUCGCCGAAGCCUUGCUGAGGAUAUGGAGGAGGAACGAACCCAAGAUACGCGAAGAAGCGACGAAGCAGAGCUUCUGGGGGAACAACUUGAAGCGACUUUCAUGGAGGGUUGAUGUAAGCACCAAGAGCCGAUAUGUAGAGGAUCUGAAUGAGCCCUGCGCCAUUAUGGAGUUGAACAUGUCCAACGCGAGAGAUGAAGACAAGACCAACACUGUCAAGUUUGAGAUCGACAGGGACAUGUUGGUGCAGAUGAACGAGGAGGUUAACCGCUUGCAAGAGCUUAUCAGCACCUUUUGACAUGAAAUUGGCAAUGAAUUUGGCAAUGAAAAACAUCUCAAAACUG
Guillardia theta CCMP2712 is the source of this 517-nucleotide messenger RNA. RefSeq lists its product as hypothetical. NCBI's taxonomy places the organism in Eukaryota, Cryptophyceae, Pyrenomonadales, Geminigeraceae. The record is from RefSeq and is a predicted model, not a curated record. The transcript is spliced from 7 exons. The coding region runs from base 7 to 471 and encodes 154 amino acids. Gene Ontology annotation, cellular component: endosome. Gene Ontology annotation, biological process: negative regulation of protein localization to cell surface; regulation of proteasomal ubiquitin-dependent protein catabolic process; copper ion homeostasis.